UCGGCGAAGAGAGGGCAAGAGGCAAAGCAUAGCAAGGAAGAGCUGGCAAGCGAGGAAACGAGAACGAGUGGUGGAGACGAGAGGGAAAGAGGACUACUACUCCUGGGGCCCCCCACCACGCGGGCUGCCGCCGCGACGCCAGUCCGUAGUCAGUCAGCGCUGGACCGCCGCCCGCUCGAUUUCGCGAUCCACGAACGACGGUAGCCACCACUUCCACCUCCACCUCCUCCUCCACCUCCGCUUCUUUUCUCUUUACCUUGCUCACGUUCUUGCCCUCUACCCCUGCAUUCUUUCUCGCUCUGUCCCACGCUCCUCCUUUUUUUUUAUUUUACCUUCUUCGUUUCUCUCUUCAUCGAUAUCCAUCCGCGUUUCUUCUUCGUCUCUCUCUCUCUCUCUCUCGUUCUUUCGCUCUUUCUCUAACUAUCUUUAUCCUUCUCAGCACUUUUCGCGAUCCUCUUCUCUUUCUGUUCUCCUCUUUUCCACCCUUGCGCUUUCAAUUGGUCUCCGAGGUAUACACACUGAGAAACGAGCACGCACACAGAUGCGAUCGCGUAUCGGUUUCUCCCCUUGUUUCUCUUGCUCUUUUCCAUUUUCCUCUGUCGAGCGAGCUUUCGCUAGCUCCGUACGUACGAACGUAAGUACGUACGGCGGAGUGUCGUGCGCGCGUCCCGAGUGGAUGCAAGGCGUCGUCGCGAGGCACACGUCCCGAUAGAUAAGUUAUCGCGCGAUCGUCGAAAUUCUAGAUCCUCCAACGGAGGAUCGGAUUUCGCGCAGCAACGGUUCCGUUCCUCCGUCUUCGAGAGCCGCGCGUCCCCAUCUUCUUCUUUCGUCGUCGUCGUUUGCAACUUUUCGAAAGACGCGGAAAGUGAAGCCGCGAGUAUCAUCUGCCAGUGACACGGAGUCGGUCGACGAUAACGCGUCAACACGUUCAAAGUGCGCGGCCGACGUUCGUUUCGUGCCGUUUCUUCCUCCAUGAUAUACACGCGGAGGAUCGUUUUGGUGUCUCCCUCGCGACGCGCAACUUCCACAAGACGCCACGUUUCUCACGUUUGUCUUGGAUGUUCCGUAGGUGCGGCAUACCCGACGUUCUUGUAACCUUCGUUCGAGCAAGCGUUUCUCCGUUUUCAAAGAGUGAAGUAUACCGCAAGUUGGAAAAAAUCGUGCCACGUCGAUUUUCCUCGAUUCCGAUACCACAGUGAUGUACACACGAUAAUUAAUCACGCUUGGUGAUCGCAAGAUUCAGAUUGAGAGUGAGCCGAUAGCGUAUGGAUCACGAAACUUGCCGACUUUCCGGGCUGUUCAAGUGUAAACAGUGCGCGACAUUCCGUGAAUCUAACUUCAAUACCGAAACUAGAAAAUAUUCUCCUCGUAUACGAUCUAGCCGAUAAUAGUCGCGUUCUUCGUGGUUACGUAGUAGUGUAUACGGGCACCGAUAUAGGUGCGCUUUCCUCGUAAGAGAAAGAAAGAAAUCGCAGGACGAGAAUGACACCGAUCGUCGAUGCAUCGAUCGCAACAACGAAACGAUCUAUGGAAAUCGCGAUGAGGUAGUGCUCGUUGCGUAGGCGCGUGUGGGUGACUGUAGUGCAUUGAAAAAAGGGAAACUUGGAACAGUUUCCCGCGGAAGAUCUACGCCGGAUCUUCGAGUGAGAUCGCGACACACGACCGUCACAUGUUUGGGUUCCGAUCGACUGCGUUUAACGAGCGAAGACCUGGAGGCCACAGAGAGAAUCCAGCAUCCCCGAAGGACGCAGAUGCCCCGAAGGAAACAGCACGCUCCACAACGUAUGAAAUGGGAGGACGGAGUCGAAGGCUCAGGGCCUGGCGCGGACCUCCAGGGCGAGGAAGGCGACUGCGUGGAGGAUGACGGCCCAAUUAGUCCUAGCGAGAGAGGUUGCACGACGGCAGCCAAAGAGGAAGAGGAUGGGGACGCGACCGACGAGGAAGACGACGAGGACGCAUCGCCGCCCACUCCACCGCCUUCCGCAACCGCGAGACUGAAUCCUACUAUUUUAAGGGACACUGGACCACCGGACAGAGAGCCAAUGAGUCCACGCUGUCCCUCGAGAGAUUCUCGGGAAUCGUCCGGCCCGGCGACCGGAAGUCCUCCACCGCCAGCGACGAGAAGCACCGCGAGCCCGGUGAGUCCGAGCGGGAUCGUGCCACUGCCGCUCGGAAGCCAUCCACUGCUACCCCCUCAUUCGGCGGCGAUGAUGGCGGCGUACCUGCAACAGACCCAUCAGAGACUGCUACUCGGCCACUCGCCGUUAUCCCGUGGUUCCGUGUCACCGUUGGUAUCCUCGUCGUGUUCCCCACCGGCAGCUACUCCCGGCCUUCUGGUCUCGCCCAGCAGCGUCGGCGAGGUAUCGCCGUCGGCUACCCCGUUGCCCGCGGUGCUCGACUUUAGCACGAGGAAAGCAUCGUCGACGGAGGACGACGAAGAGGAGCAGAUACUGAACCUCAGCAAGCCGCCAACACCGUCCUCCUCCACGGAGGCGAACAACGGACCUUUGGAUUUGUCGGUGCCCAGCAGAAAACGACCCGGACCGGAAGAUUCCCCGCCGUUGCCCGUUCGCAAGUCCUCCAGGUUGUCGGCCGGCACGGCGGCGGCAGCGGCAGCGGCGGCAGCUGCGGCGGCCGCAGCGGCUCACCAGGAGGCCGCUCAAGCCGUCACGGCUGCAGGUUUCGGCAGACCACCCGUCGUUUCGCCGUGGACGUCGCCCGUGGUCGCCUCUCACUUUCCCUACUUUGCGGCCGCGGUCGCGGCAGCGGCUACUAGUCAACAGCAACUCUCGCCGAAGAGCACCGCCGGCGUGGUCGAACAUCAUCAGCAACUUUGGAACGGCAAGAUGAAACCACCGUCCGCCCUCGACAAGUCGUAUCAGCCGAGCGAAGCGACCAAAGCUCUGGAGAAGAUGAGCGAACUGAGCAAACUGGGCGGCGAGGAUCUGUUCAGAUCGAGCACGAGCGCCGGCAGUGGCGGAGCGAGCGGAGCCGCGGCAGCAGCAGCCGCAGCCGCCGCGGCAGCGGUCGCAGGCAACGCGACCGCCGGUUCCACGUCCGGCAGUCGACACAGUGCCUGGCAGUCCCACUGGUUGAACAAGGGGGCCGAUCAAGCCAAGGACGUGCUCAAGUGCGUAUGGUGCAAGCAGAGUUUCCCCACGUUGGCCGCGAUGACGACUCACAUGAAGGAGGCGAAACACUGCGGCGUAAACAUGCCCGUGCCAGCGGCUGCGUCCGCGCUCCACCCUCAGCCACCGAGCGUGGCCAGUAUCGUGACGCCGCAGCAGCCGCAUCAGCCGCACCAGCCGCAAACCACCGCGUCCAGCAACAACGCUGGCUCCGGCGCCGGUGGUGGUGGUUCCGCGACUCCCAGCAGCAAACAGAGUCCAUCCGAGUUGAAUCUGCUGAUCAAGGAGACGAUGCCUCUGCCGAGGAAGCUGGUCAGGGGUCAAGACGUUUGGCUGGGAAAGGGAGCCGAGCAGACCAGGCAGAUUCUGAAGUGUAUGUGGUGCGGUCAGAGUUUCCGCUCACUCGCCGAGAUGACGUCGCACAUGCAACAGACGCAACAUUACACCAACAUCAUCUCCCAGGAGCAGAUUAUCUCGUGGAAGUCGUCGGACGAGAACAAGAGCGGCAGCGCUGGAAGCGGAGGAAGCGGAGGUGGCGGUGCAGGCAGUGGAUCCGUAACCGGCGCCGCUGGUGGCGGGGGUGGCGCGGUUACCGCCGGUGGCGCGUCCGGACCGCACGCCGGAAACGCUACCGGUCCAGGCUCCGGCGCUACCAGCAGCCACGUGAGCGCCGUGCUCACGUGCAAGGUUUGCGAUCAAGCGUUCAGCUCCCUGAAAGAACUGAGCAACCACAUGGUGAAGAAUUCCCACUACAAGGAGCACAUAAUGCGAUCGAUCACCGAGAGCGGCGGUCGGAGGCGGCAGACGCGGGAGAAACGCAAGAAGUCGCUGCCGGUGAGAAAAUUGUUGGAACUGGAACGAGCGCAGAACGAGUUCAAGAACGGCGACGCGGCUACCGGACUGAGCCACAGCCUAGGCAAGCACGCCGGUCGUAUAACGUGCGAGAAGUGCGGCGAGAAGAUCGAGACCACCAUCUUCGUCGAUCAUAUACGCCAGUGUAUCGGAGCGGGCACCGUGGGCGCGAAUCAGCGAAACUUCCUGAAGAACGCGUUGAUGUCGAAUCACCUACCGGCCACGUUACCGCCGACCGAGACCGGCCGUAAGAGCGUCACCGAGGACGGUUCGUCGGUGUCCUCGAGACACCAUCGGUCGCCAUCGUCGGCCAGCGACGCCACCACACCAGGAAAGGACACGCCGACACCGACCGCCGGCGAGACCACCGGUAGCUCCUCGCCAUCCGUGUUGAACGCCAUCGAGAAACUGAUCGAGAAGAGCUUCGAUUCUCGCGUGAGGCACGGUACACCGGGUCUGCAUCACGCUCAACCCGGAGCCCCGAUGGGUACAAGCAUCUUGAAGCGGCUGGGCAUCGACGAGAGCGUCGACUACACGAAACCGUUGGUCGAUCCACAGACGAUGAACCUUCUCCGGUCGUAUCAGCAGCAACAUCAGCAUCAGCAACAGCAGCAACAUUACGCGACAAGUACGGCCGCGCGGCGGGAACGCAGCGGAAGCGAGUCGAGCUCCGUGUCGGAACGAGGAAGCGGCGGUAGAACCGACGCGAUGACGCCGGAGAGACGCGUGGACCUUUCGUCGGUCGGCCACUCGGACACCAGGCAUUCCCACCAUCAUCGGGUCACGCCGGACAAGCAAUUGGGUGCGCAAACCUUGCCCUCGAGUCGUCACCAUCCAACCACCGAGGAGUCCGGCGACGAGGAGUCGUCGACGACCGCAUCCGUUUCCGUUGCCGCGGCCAGUACGGCCGCGACAUCAGCGGCGAGCGUGGUCGUCAAGAAGGAACCCCGAGACGACGAGUCGGAGGAUCGCGUGGCGAACGAGGAGGAACAGUCGCAGGCUCAGUCGCAGUCGAACCGCGAGGUGUUCGUGAAGAAGGAGAUCAUGGAGGAUUGCAGAGACGAGGAGGAGCAAGGUUCGUUCAAUCAUCGACGAAGCAGUUUGCACGAAGGAUCGGAGGAGGGUCGGGAGGUGUUGUCGCCUCGCAUGAAUCCACCGACUCCUAGAUCGAGUGGUCAGCCGGAACAGAUCGCGCGCAGCCCCUGCAGGAACAGCACCAGCAGUCCGACGAGCAGCGACCGGUCGGUAACGCCGCGUGGAACGCCCGACACGAAGGGGUCGAGCAGUCUCGGGGCGCUUUCCUCCAUGUUCGACAGCCUGUCCGGUGGCGGAGGAGGCGGAGGCGGCGGUAGCGGUGGCGGCGGUGGUGGCGGUAGCGGCGGAGGCUCGAACAACGCGGUCGACUCUCAGGGACGCAAAACCAGCAGCCAUCCUUUGGCCGCGCUGCAGAAACUUUGCGACAAGACGGAGACGCGUGGACCCAGUGGCAGCGCGGCCCGAUCCGGUGGCGGUCCUGGAGCCGCGUCCGGUCUCGGAGCAGCGGCUGGAAGUGGCGUGGGCGCGACCGGACCCGGUUCCGGGACGACUCCGGGAGCGAUCUUGGCGUUCAGCUGGGCCUGCAACGACGCCGUCGUCACCGCCGACUCGAUCAUGAAGUGCGCCUUCUGCGACACGCCUUUCAUCUCCAAGGGCGCGUACAGGCAUCAUCUGUCCAAGAUGCACUUCGUCAAGGAUGGCGUGAUUCCCGAUCCACUGACGAUCGGCCGAUCAGCGGCGGCCGCGGCGGCGGCGGCUGCUGCUGCUGCGGCCGCGGCAGCAGCGGUCUCGCAAACCUCCGCCACCGGACCGCCGCCGGCCGGUCACAGUUCUUCCUCGCCCCCGACUUCCCAGCGCAACAAGUCGCCGCCGCUUGCACAGGCGAACGGUAGCCCGUCUCAGUCAGCGGCCUCUCCCCUCGAAGAGAGUCCGCACUCCAAAUUUCUCAAGUAUACGGAGCUGGCCAAGCAGUUGUCCAGCAAGUACGUAUAGUCCGAGCCCCGUAAGUAGCGGUGCCACUUGUACAUAAGUGUAUCUAUACUGUAACGACUGUAACUAGCGACGCGAUUGCAACACCAUUUCACCUCCUUCGAAACCUCCGGCCUCGGGACAUCCAUCCUUUUUCGCUCGCGAUUCCAUUAUCCGGUCUCCGCUGUUUCCUACCGCCUCGUCUCUCGUCUUUCCCUCUUCCUCUCCCUUACUCCGCUUUCCACCCUCUGUUCGCCAUUCCCCUCUUUAUACCUAUCGCUCCUUUUCGCCCAUUCAAAUCGAAUCGAACCAACUCGUCACCGGAUAAUCGAAUCGCGCAACGAACACAAGAGGGAGGAGGCAGAUAUCGAACGUGCGUUGAUUAAAUUGUGAUGCCACCAUAUCUCGCGGCACUGCUGAGUCAAGGGGCUCGGCGAGCGACAAAGUUUGUGAUUUUAUAAAUACUUAAGGACAUUUACGACUGGCGUUGAGAAAGAGAGCAAGGCGAUGCGAAAGAUCUUGCGAUCGACAGAGAGAGAAUAUUUGUGUGCUUGAACGAGCGUGUGUCUACACGUGUCUACGUGUGUGUAUGUGUGCAUGUGUGUGCGCGCGCGUGUGUUUCUGUGUACGAAUGGGAGAAUGCGCGUGGUAGAGAAUAAAUGAACGACGUAAAAACGAGUGCAAGCGGAGAAAAGAGCAGCAAAGGCAGCGAGGAUAGCGAGUAAAAUUUUCCAAGGUGUAGGACGGCAAGGCUUACCUGUCACACAGCUGUCGUAAGGUCAGAUCAGCAUGUAUACCUCUAGAACAUAAGAGCGUAGUUGAUUAGCGCAUAGGCUAGGCUAGGGUCCGCCCUUGUAUAGGAAUCUCUUUGUUGAUACUUAGAGCUGCGAAACCGGUGAGAUCGCGUUCAGGAUUCGGACCUCGUCCAAAAAAGUCAACGAGCGUUCGGCAAAGCGAACCGGCUGACGAGUACGACGACGACGAUGACGAUGACGACGAUUGCAGAGUGAGAGAAAAGCGGCAUAAAAGGAGCAUCGAGAGCAACGAGAACACGGUGCAAUAGCGAGGCUCGCAGUUAUACUCGAAACACACGUGCGCGGCGAGUCGAGCGCGCGCGACGCGGCCUCCUCGAACGUUAUCGUUUUCCUUCGCUCGUAGCGUACGAGUAGACCAUUGUAAAUUUUCUUUGUUCAAAUAAUAUUUAUUGCGCCGUGCGAGUCGACGCGACGUUUUAAGUGUAAAAUACUGUCAUUACUAUCGCUCGGAUUAUCGCGAAUACCGUGUAUAUUGAUUACGAUUACGAUUAUUCUCUAUACAAUUAACGAAUGGGGAAACGCAGCGAAAAAGGAAAAAAAAAAGAAACACUUCGAACGGCUACCAACACGCCGGGACUCCAUCGUCUCUCGGCUGAGCGGAAAAACGGCGCGCGACCAACGCGUUCUCUGGCGAAUCGUCUUCUGCCUGCGUGCGUGCGUGCGUGUGUGCGUGCGUGUGUGCGUGCGUGCGUGCGUGCGUGCUUGCUUGCUUGCUUGCUUGCGUGCGUUCGAGAACCGGAAAAGGAGGAACGAAAGGGAAACGAGAGUAAAAGUGGCUGACGCCGCGAAGCGGGCAAAAGCGACACCGCGAGAGAGGAAUUGAAAUCCGGACGAGUAUGAUCGCGCGAGCGAGAAUAUGAAUAACGUGUAAAACGCGAGAACGCAAAGAGGAAGGAAGAAGUGGGCGGGAAAGAGCGAGCCGAAGGGACGAUGAUUGCGCGCGUUCGAGGACGAGUUAAAAGCGCAAUUUUGGAGCGGAACACACUUGUAUACGUAUUUCUUGUAAACUCUAAUUCUUCCAUCGCGGACUUUAAAAGUAUUUAUCGAUAUAACGAUAAUAUUAAUAUUAUUAUUGUAAUUAUAUACGACUGCUGAGAGAAUGUGGCGGGUAUAGGAGAAAAAAAGAAGAACGUGGUCUACGUGGAUGCGAUACGCGGCAUCAUACGCGCGGAAAAAAACGAACGCGGCGCGUACGCACUCGCGGAUACGAGAAACGAAACGAGAAAUAGCCAACCGUGCGAAAAAUACGCUCGAAAAGUACCUACCUACUUACAAAUGCGCAACCACAAAGAUAUGCAUCAUGUAUACGCGACUCUUGAAACCAUUUUACCAGAUUUGUCAUUAUUUAAUUAUUUCGGUUGUAUUUUAAAAUGCAAUUAAAGCUCAAAUAAAUAUAUAUGUUAUAAAGUAAA
Molecule: messenger RNA, 8211 nt
Organism: Bombus pascuorum
Lineage: Eukaryota; Metazoa; Arthropoda; Insecta; Hymenoptera; Apidae
Gene: tio
Product: protein tiptop
Exons: 3
Coding region: 1752-6008 (1418 amino acids)
Biological process (GO): regulation of transcription by RNA polymerase II
Cellular component (GO): nucleus
Molecular function (GO): DNA-binding transcription factor activity, RNA polymerase II-specific; DNA binding
Source: RefSeq, a predicted model, not a curated record